Molecule: messenger RNA, 1225 nt
Organism: Gigantopelta aegis
Lineage: Eukaryota; Metazoa; Mollusca; Gastropoda; Neomphalida; Peltospiridae
Product: palmitoyltransferase ZDHHC3-like
Exons: 7
Coding region: 124-1050 (308 amino acids)
Biological process (GO): protein targeting to membrane; peptidyl-L-cysteine S-palmitoylation
Cellular component (GO): endoplasmic reticulum; Golgi apparatus
Molecular function (GO): protein-cysteine S-palmitoyltransferase activity
Source: RefSeq, a predicted model, not a curated record
CAAUAUUUGUUAAAUGGCGGCAUACAUAAAGCAAUUUUGCAUUUUUGUUGUUUUUCGUUUCUAAGUAUGCAAAUAUUCGUUAAUUUGUGUAGAUUUUUCGAGUAGACGUCAUUUAACAAAAACAUGGAGGGUGAUGAAUCGUCAGCGUUGAAGGCUCCUGUAUCGGGUCGAAGGCCGGUUCCGGAUGGGGUGAAAACCAUUGACUGUACAGACUUUUGUCGGCGGCUCGGGUUUUCCCGGCCACCGAUACGUCAUGUGUGGUGUGUCAAGGACAUCUGUGGUAUAAUCUGCGCUAUCUUCACCUGGAUGCUGAUCUUCUACGCGGAGUACGUUGUCAUGGUGAUCAUGCUCAUUCCGUGCCCCAACACCUGGUACAGCAUCAUCCAUGGGGCCAUCUACAACCUGUGUUCAUUCAUGGCAUUCAGUGCUCACUGUCGAUGUAUGUUUUCUGAUCCGGGAGCUGUUCCCAAAGGAAAUGCUACAAGAGAAAACAUUCUCCGACUGGGACUAAGAGAGGGAGAAGUUGUUUUUAAAUGUCCCAAGUGUAUCAGUAUCAAACCAGAGAGAGCACACCAUUGCAGCGUGUGUCAGAGAUGUAUCCGGAAGAUGGAUCACCACUGUCCGUGGGUGAACAACUGUGUAGCUGAAUAUAACCAGAAAUAUUUUGUACUUUUUACACUGUAUAUUUGCCUUAUCUCGUGCCAUGCCUUAUAUAUGGCUGUCAAUCAUUUCAUCAUCUGUAUUGGAAGAGACUGGAAAGAAUGUUCCGGUGUUUCACCUCCUGCCACAACCAUCUUUCUUAUAUUUCUCAUGUUCGAGGGAAUUCUCUUUGGUAUUUUCACUGCAAUCAUGAUGGGCACACAGCUGUCAGCAAUCUGCUCGGAUGAAACGGGCAUUGAGCAGCUGAAGAAGGAGCAGGCCACGUGGUCGCGGAGGUCCAAGUGGCUCAGUCUCAAGGCCGUGUUCGGUCACCCCUUCUCCUGGACGUGGUUCUCGCCCUUUUCCACACCACAGUUUGUCUACCAGAAGAAUUUCACGUACGCUGUCUGACGACACGAGAAAGUGCCGGCCUCCAAUAACUGCUUGUAUUGAAUUUCUGUUGUUAGUUUCUGUUUCAUCAUUAAAGGGACAUUCCUGAGUAUGCUGCAACUUUUAAUAUGUUAUCGACUAACAGAGCUUUUUUAACGAUUGUAAUUACAUAUCAAAUAUAUUUGUUGGCAUAAAA